Prinia subflava (tawny-flanked prinia) is the source of this 2862-nucleotide messenger RNA. RefSeq names its product epsin 3 (gene EPN3). Gene Ontology annotation, biological process: endocytosis. NCBI's taxonomy places the organism in Eukaryota, Metazoa, Chordata, Aves, Passeriformes, Cisticolidae. The record is from RefSeq and is a predicted model, not a curated record. The coding region runs from base 326 to 2239 and encodes 637 amino acids. The transcript is spliced from 10 exons. Gene Ontology annotation, cellular component: plasma membrane; clathrin vesicle coat; endosome. Gene Ontology annotation, molecular function: clathrin binding; phospholipid binding.
AUCCCCGCCUCCCGCAUGCGGCGGGGCAGGGGCUCGGCGCCGCAUCCCCCGCGGCCGGUACCGCACCGCGCUGCGCCGGGGCCCUGAGCGCCUGUGGCGGUGCCCGGGCAGCCCCGAAGGGGUUAAGCCGGGACCUGCCGCCGGGACCUGCCCAGCCAGCCCGGCAACUCGGCGGCGGCAGCAGGAGCGGGCGGCUGCGGCCGCCUCCAGCCCGCGGUCACCGGCGACAGCACCGCGCAGGUGCUGCUGAGGCUGUGACUGGGCUCACUCACCCCUUCUCCACUGUUCCCACCUGCCACUGGCAGGUCCCCAGCACGCCACAGCCAUGACGACCUCGGCACUGCGCCGGCAGGUGAAGAACAUCGUGCACAACUACUCAGAGGCAGAGAUCAAGGUGCGGGAGGCCACCUCCAAUGAUCCCUGGGGACCUCCCAGCUCCCUGAUGUCGGAGAUCGCCGACCUCACCUUCAACACGGUGGCUUUCGCCGAGGUCAUGGGCAUGAUCUGGCGGCGGCUGAACGACAGCGGCAAGAACUGGCGCCACGUCUACAAAGCCCUCACCCUGCUGGACUACCUCAUCAAAACCGGCUCCGAGAAGGUGACCCACCAGUGCCGGGAGAACCUCUACACCAUCCAGACGCUGAAGGACUUCCAGUACGUGGACCGUGACGGCAAGGACCAGGGCAUCAACAUCCGCGAGAAGGUGAAGCAGGUGAUGGCGCUGCUGAAGGACGAGGAGCGGCUGAAGCAGGAGCGGGCGCACGCGCUGCAGACCAAGGAGCGCAUGGCCCUGGAGGGCAUGGGCAGUGGCAGCCACCAGGCCACCUACGGCCGCCGGGCGUCCCCCUACGGGGAAGACUACAGCCGGGCACGGGGCUCGCCCUCCUCCUUCAACUCAUCAUCCUCAUCCCCACGGUUUGCCUCUGACCUGGAGCAGGCGCGGCCCCAGACAACAGGAGAGGAGGAGCUGCAGCUGCAGCUGGCACUGGCCAUGAGUCGGGAGGAGGCAGAGAAGAAGCCACUUCCUCCACUUUCCAGCACAGACGAAGAAAGGCAAUUGCAGCUCGCGCUCGCGCUGAGCAGAGAGGAGCACGAGAAGGAGGUGAGGACUUGGCAAGGGGAGAACUCCCUGCAGCAGAGACCCGUGGAGGAGACUGCCCCAGGCAGGGAUGAAGAGCAAGAAGAUAAGAUGAAGAAAAGCCAGUCCUCUAUUCUGGAGCUGGCAGAUAUAUUCGGGCCGGCGCCAGCCCCCUCCAGCCACACGUCUGCUGACCCGUGGGAUAUGCCAGAUAUGAAACCCAAAGUGGAGCUGGCCUCUGCCUGGAGCGGUGCAGCGGAUCCCUGGGUGCCCGUCCCAGACCCUGGUGGGGAGCCCGUCUCCCAGGCGAGCACCUCAUCCCAGCAAACCUCUGCUGGGCCCUGGGACUUUCCCCCCAGCAGCACUGCAGCCUCUGACCCCUGGGGGAAGGCACCCGUGUCUUCUGGCUUCCCUCCUGCAGACCCCUGGGGAGCAGCAUCCCCCCCAGCCCCCCAGGGCUCCGCUUCUACACCAGCUCCUGACCCUUGGGCUGCUGUGCCCGAGCAGCCUCCGACCCCUGCUCCAGGGGGGAACGCUUUUGACCCGUUUGCAAAGCCGCCCGAGCCGCCGGAGCCGGAGCCGCCGCAGCCGCCCUCGGCGCAGUGCAGCAGCCCUGCGGAGCCCGACCCCUUUGGCGACCUAUUCCCCAGCACCAGGCAGGACGGGGCAAAGAGCUUUGACCUCGCCAACCUGGCUGACUCCCUGCCCGAACCCGGCAAGGAGCGGAAGGACUGUAAAACCCCCGAGGCCUUCCUCGGCCCCGCCGCCUCCUCCCUGGUCAACCUGGACUCCCUGGUCGCACCCACCCCGGCCUCCAAGACUCGCAACCCCUUUCUCUCGGGUCUGAGCACGCCGUCCCCCACUAACCCCUUCAGCCUCUCCGAGCAGCCCAAGCCGACGCUGAACCAGAUGCGGACCAGCUCUCCCGUGCCCGGCCUGCCCGCCGGCCACCCCGCCAACUCCAUGACCUACAGCGCAUCCCUGCCGCUGCCGCUCAGCAGCGUCCCCGCCGCCACCGCCGCCCUCCCCGCCUCCGCCAGUGCCUUUCCGCAGGCUGGCACCUUCCCCGAACUCCCCAGCACCUUGCCACAGCCUUUACUGCCGCUGAGCGGCCCCCCGGCCCCGCCGUCUGCGCCCGGGGGGCUCAACCCCUUCCUCUGAACCUCUGGACAUGUGGACUUUCACCCCUCCCCAGCUGUUACAGUCCCCUCCGAUCUUUCCUUCCACCGAGACUCGGGGGUUUGCUAAGCUGCCCGGGAGGUGCCCUCAGCCAGCCCCCGCCCCGUGCCCACCAUGGGGGCAGCCAGCAUGAGCCCCGUGCUUGAGGGCAGCAGGGAACCUCUUCUUCCCUGCGAGGGCCGCGGUGGGGCCGCGGUGGGGCUGGCUGGGGGCAGCAUGAGCCCCGCUGCUCGGCGGGCAGGGGAGAAUCCCCUUCCUCUGUGAGGGGCCACGGCGGAGGCCUUACAAAGGGCUGUGGUGGGGGGCUCUGCCCACUGGGCCGGGCAGGUGCCGGGGUCCGGCUGCUGGAGGGACCCCGGGCGUGGAGGGGCUUUGCCCCAGAACCGCGGGGAUCUCGGGCACCGCGGGGCCGAGGGUGGAAGCCGCGGGUCCUCCCACCCUGCGGGGUUCGCCCUCCCUUGGCUGCUCCCCCUCGCCCCCGUCCCGCCGCCACCGCCCCCGCCCGCUGCUGGGCGCCGCUCCGGGGCCGGGGGCGGCGGAGCUGGGGCCCCGCGACGGCGGCGGCUGCUGCGGGUGUCCGUGCGACAAUAAACUGCGCUGAGCGA